UCUCCCGGGUCGUUCGGUGCGUCCUCUGCAUUUGGCGGGCCUCAUACUCGACAAAAGCAAAAAUUUCCAAUAAAAAAAUACACACCAGGUGCUAAAUCGAUAGACUAAACGAUCCCCCAACCACCGAAUGGCCCGUGAAACCCAUGAAAAACGUUCAAUUGCGAUUUAUCAACCGAAUGUGUGACGUAAACGUGUCUGGUGAAUAGUGAAAAAUAAUGCCUGUUACAAAUCGCUUGGUGUAAACACGUCGCCCUCAUUCUGUCUCUAUCCCACCACAAGCCAGUGGGGGAAUUAUUUGGACAGCAGUUGUUGCGCACAAGCAUCUGCGCAGGCAAAUUUUGAACGGGGCACAACCUACCGAAGCAAUCCAACACGAAGGCAGCCUCUGGCGUGUAUUGGGUAGGGAAGUGAGGCAAACGGCGAGGAGACGAACGAAGGAGCGAAGAAUAUAUUCCCAAAGUUUCGAUCGGCCAUAUUGGGGUCUACUGCGUUGAAUCUUACACAACGCCCUCACACGUACGAACGAGUGGCUUUACUGAAACUUCAGCAUUGAAGAACCUGGGGAGAUUGAUGAUUGCACUAUGUCGGCUAACGUAACGACGAUAAAGCUUGAAGAGGGGCAGGAGUCGGUAACGGAAAUCCAGACUUAUCUGGAGACGUUUAAUAAAGAGAUCGAAGGUGGCCAGGGUGAGCAGUUGCAACAUGUGCAGCUCCAGCAGGUUGAAGGUCUCUCCGGUGGUGAAGAAGGUGGUACAUACUUCGUAGACCAAUCGGGCCAGUACUACUACCAAGCCAGCAGUGACGAUGCGCCAGUUAUGACCCAAGUGCAGAUUCAGGAAGUAGAGGAAGAGGGACAGCCAGAGGAAGUCCAAGAAGAGCAGUACCACGAAGUUGAGGAGCUCGAGAAUGUAGAGGCCGAGGAGGAUGGUCAAGUUUCCAGUAAUGGAAAUGUGGUAUUAAACUCGACAGAUGCUUACCAAACAGUGACGAUAGUCCCCUCAGAUACCAAUCCUGGUGAAGUCAGCUACGUUCUGAUUGUACAGCAGCCAGAUGGCGAGGAGAAGGAACGAGUCGAGGGUGAGGGGGUCGAGGGAGAAGAGGGUGAGCAAGAUCUCACAGUAUACGAUUUUGAGGACAACGAGGAUAACGAUGGUGCGCAAACCGAGUACGAAGCUGACGAUGAUAAAACUAAAAUUGUCAAGUAUUUACCGAAAAAAUCACAGACCGUAACUCAGGCGCACAUGUGCAAUUACUGCAACUACACGAGUCCAAAGCGCUAUCUACUCUCGAGACACAUGAAGUCACACUCUGAGGAAAGGCCCCACAAGUGCAGUGUCUGCGAGAGGGGAUUUAAGACACUUGCUUCAUUACAGAAUCAUGUUAACACUCACACAGGCACGAAACCGCAUCAUUGCAAGUUCUGCGACAGUGCGUUCACCACAUCAGGGGAACUGGUGCGACACGUGAGAUACCGACACACCCACGAAAAACCGCACAAAUGUCACGAGUGCGAUUAUGCAUCCGUGGAGCUGUCGAAGUUGAAGAGACACAUAAGGUGUCACACUGGAGAGCGUCCGUACCAAUGUCCCCAUUGUACAUACGCCAGUCCCGAUACGUUUAAAUUGAAACGACAUUUGCGUAUUCAUACCGGUGAAAAACCGUAUGAGUGUGACAUUUGUCAGGCGAGAUUUACGCAAUCCAACAGUUUAAAGGCGCAUAAACUAGUGCAUAAUGUUGGAGACAAACCGGUAUUCCAGUGCGAGCUGUGUCCAACGACCUGCGGCAGAAAAACAGAUCUCAGGAUUCACGUACAAAAAUUGCAUACCUCUGAUAAGCCAUUGAAAUGCAAACGCUGUGGCAAGGCAUUCCCCGACCGGUACAGCUACAAGUUGCACAGUAAAACACAUGAGGGUGAAAAAUGUUACAAAUGUGAUCUCUGUCCCUACGCCUCUAUUUCCGCUAGACAUUUGGAGAGUCACAUGUUAAUCCACACCGAUCAAAAACCGUACCAGUGCGAUCAUUGUUAUCAGUCGUUCAGGCAAAAGCAGCUAUUGAAACGUCACUGCAAUCUCUAUCACAAUCCAUCGUACGUGCCGCCACCACCGCAGGAGAAGACGCAUCAGUGUCCCGAGUGCGAGCGUGCCUUCAGGCAUAAGGGUAAUUUGAUUAGGCACAUGGCUGUUCACGAUCCCGAGUCGUCGCUGCAGGAGAAACAACAGGCGUUGAAGAUUGGCAGGCAGAAGAAGAUACAGAUCAUCGAUGGACAGAGGGUCGAGGUCAUGACUGGUGAUUUAGCUUCUAAACUUAAAGGUUACGACGACGACGAAGAAGAGGAGGAGGAGGAAGAGGACAUGAUGGCUGUCGAGGGGAGCGAUGGACAGCAGUAUGUUGUUCUUGAGGUCAUUCAGUUGGCUGAUAAUCAAAACACUGAUCAGAUGGCUGUUGUGGCGAGUGAGGAUGGUGACUUGAUGAUGCAGGAUCCACUGAGUUCCGAAGCUGGAAUUGUAGAAUCAAUAGAGAACGGCGAAGAAGAGGAGGAGGAGGAAGAAGAAGAGAUGAACUUGGAGGAGAUCAAACAGGCAAUCGCGUCUCGUAAAGUAGUGCACCAGAAAGUGAACAGUGAUUCAAAAAUAAGUAAAGAUAUGGAGAACUGCUUCGGCUUUGACGAGGAAGAGGAAGAGGAGGAGGAGGACACGGGCACCGAGAUUCGUCUCCUGGAGUCACUCUCGUAAUGAUCAGCACUCGACUAAACUGGGCGUAACGUACCUACUUAAUAGUCAGAACAUUUGUCUUUUAAUCGACAGAGCGGGAAGCUAAUGAUGCCACACGUACAUUGAUUGGCAGGACUGUGGGAUUAAACAGUGUAAAUUAGAAAUAUGUAAUAAUUUAUGCAUCUUACUGUGUUUAGUCAUACCCAUUAAGGCUCGUAGUAUCUGAGUGAUAUAAAUGAGAUGGGAUUCAUUUGGAAAAACUGAUGAAACAAUCACGUCAACUUCAGAAUCAACGUUUCUAUUUUUCGCUCUUUUAUCCAACUCACACGAGUUUUUCAUUCGUUUGGUAAUCCAUCUACCGAUGGAGAUCAAUUAAAGAACUUAUAGUGUUUAACGUGCGAAUGAAGAAACAAGAAUGAGUGAAUUGGCAGGUUUCUGUCUUGUACAUAUUUUUUUUUCUUGAAUUUAUUCUGUAUUUGAUAAGCUUAAAAAAUUACACUAAGGGUUUAGCUUAAUUGUCCAGAGAAUGUACUCUGUACUGAGUGGAUUAUUCCAUCCACAAUGUUAGAAUGAAUGGUAAAUGAUUUAAUUGAAAAAUACACGAUUCCACAGACAUGACCAAAAG
Messenger RNA from Diachasma alloeum, 3336 nucleotides. RefSeq names its product transcriptional repressor CTCFL. Lineage: Eukaryota; Metazoa; Arthropoda; Insecta; Hymenoptera; Braconidae. The transcript is spliced from 8 exons. Gene Ontology annotation, molecular function: chromatin insulator sequence binding; DNA-binding transcription factor activity; RNA polymerase II cis-regulatory region sequence-specific DNA binding. Bases 582 to 2732 code for a protein of 716 amino acids. The record is from RefSeq and is a predicted model, not a curated record. Gene Ontology annotation, biological process: epigenetic regulation of gene expression; positive regulation of DNA-templated transcription; negative regulation of transcription by RNA polymerase II.